Molecule: messenger RNA, 745 nt
Organism: Gossypium raimondii (Peruvian cotton)
Lineage: Eukaryota; Viridiplantae; Streptophyta; Magnoliopsida; Malvales; Malvaceae
Product: RING-H2 finger protein ATL2
Exons: 3
Coding region: 205-711 (168 amino acids)
Source: RefSeq, a predicted model, not a curated record
CAAAAACUGACUUUUUCCCCAGUUUGCCUUCAAACAUGUCUUUUUCUGGUAAGAUCCUAAUUUGGGUCUUUGUUGUUAGUUUCUGUCUUUCUUUAUUUGUAUGUUAAUCUGGUUUUUGUUUGGUCUUGAAUUUGUCACUGUAUAUUGGUUGGUUUUCCGGAGCUGUUUUCUCUUUUUUUCUUUAGAAACAGGACAGUUAAAAAGAUGAUGAGUUCAGGCAUGAACUUGAUCACAACUGCUAUUGCUUUUGCAACCAGUGUUAUUUUUAUUGUGUUUAUUUGUUCAAGAAUAAUUUGUGGGAGGAUUCGAGGGUCUCAAUCUAGACAAAUGUUUCACACACAGUCCGAGAUUGAUCUUCAACAGGUAGAAGAACAGACUAGAGGGCUUGAACCAGUUGUAGUAGCUGCAAUUCCCGCCUUAAGGUUCAACAGUGAGACAUUUACUUACAUUGAAGAUACACAAUGCUCCAUAUGUUUAGGCGACUACCAAGAGAAACAAGUGCUGAGAAUCAUGCCUAAAUGUGGCCACAACUUUCAUCUCUCUUGCAUUGACCUAUGGCUAAGAAAACAAUCCACUUGUCCUGUCUGUCGUUUACCGUUGCAGGACAUUGGUGAAACAAAACAAAUGAGAGCUGCAACAUUUAGGACAAUGAUUACAUUACAAAGUCCUCAAUGUUCAUCAUCUUCUACAAAUUCAGACAUGAAUACGUGAAAUUUUAUUGAAAGAACAAAGGUUUUUUGCAUUA